GACACUAGAGCAAGCACACUGCACAGAUCUGUGGCAGAAAAGACAAGCCACAAAAGAGGAAAGUUCAGCAUAUAAUAAUUUUUUAUAAUUUUUUUGACAUUGUUAUAGUAAUCAGCAGUUCCUAAUUUCAUGAGUUACUUGUUUGCAGAUUUCCAUCUCUAGCCAUGCAGGUCUAGAAGUGCCACUGCGUUCACUGUUCAAAUCGUCAUUACUGAAGUCCAGGCUCCAGACGAUACUCAGAUUACCCAUUACUGGACUGAAAAGUGGAAACGACGGAUAUUUUAACUGAAGUGGAAGUUCCCGGUUCCGCGUUAAACGGUGAACCGUUUCGAGAGCAGGUUUAUGCUUGGGACUGACGAAGAAUGGAUUUCAUCAGCACCAGUCCUGCUGAAAUGGAUGUUGAGCAUCAGGAGCACCGGAAAGUUUUGGCGCAGCUGAAAAAUGAUCAGGGAGAAACCCUGGGACAUCCUUUGGACAUUCCCGUUGACAUAUCGUUUAGAGAUCUGCAAACUAUCUGUAAUCUCCUUCUUGAACAACAGGACGAACCUCUUCCUUAUUCAUUCUUCGUGAACGGAACGGAAAUCCAGAAAAAUUUAUCCGAUGCGAUCGAUUUCAGUGUGACAAAUACGGAAAAAUGCUUGGAAAUUGUGUACCAGCCACAAGCAGUUUUCCGAGUCCGUGCAGUUACACGCUGCAGCAGCACCAUCGAAGGCCAUGCCGAAGCGAUAAUAGCCGCUCAGUUCAGUCCGGAUGGCCGAUACCUUGCCAGCGGUUCCGGCGACACAACUGUAAGGUUUUGGGAUGUUACUACCGAAACGCCACAGUACACCUGCAAAGGUCACAAAAAUUGGAUUCUUGCCAUAGCCUGGUCGCCGGAUGGCAGAAAAUUGGCAUCUGGUUGUAAAGAUGGCAGAGUUUGCAUCUGGGAUCCCUCUAACGGCAAACAGUUAGGAAAGACUCUCUCCGGCCAUCAGCAAUGGAUAACAUGGCUAUGUUGGGAACCUCUGCAUUCCAACGGACACUGCCGAUUACUGGCCAGCUCGUCCAAGGACGCAACGAUCAGGAUAUGGGAUACGAGUAUGCAACAAGUCCUACGGAUCCUUUCCGGCCACACGCAGAGCGUCACAUGCCUACGAUGGGGUGGCGUGGGCCUAUUAUAUUCCUGCUCACAGGAUCGCACGUUGAAAAUCUGGAGAGCGUCCGAUGGUAUCCUGGUUCGAACUUUAACGGGUCAUGGACACUGGAUUAAUUCAAUGGCAUUGAAUACCGAUUAUGUUAUGCGUACGGGUGCGUUUGAUCCUCGAGAUGCUGAUGUGGUGCAUUCACUGGACACCGACUCCGCUGAAGAUUUACAAAAGAAAGCUGUGAAAAGAUAUGACGAUUUUCGGAGGUCGGUUGUCGCGGAACGCCUUGUGUCUGGUUCGGAUGAUUUUACUAUGUUUUUGUGGAAUAUUGAAACAGACAAGAAACCCUUAGCUCGUUUGACUGGUCAUCAAGGAACGAUUAAUCAAGUGUGCUUUUCGCCAAAUGGCUACUUAAUCGCCAGUGGUUCCUUUGAUCAUAGCGUAAAGCUGUGGAACGGCUUUACUGGCAAGUUUAUUACAUCAUUUCGUGGACAUGUACAAAGGGUGUACCAAAUCGCAUGGUCGGCUGACAGUCGACUAUUAGUCAGCGGUAGCCAAGAUUCCACGUUAAAGCUUUGGGAAGUGAGUACGAAAAAACUCACAGUGGAUUUGCCGGGACAUGCGGAUGAUGUCUAUGCAGUGGACUGGAGCCCCGACGGGCAGCGCGUUGUCAGUGGUGGAAAAGACAAAGUGCUGAAAAUAUGGAGGAAAUGAAUAAUUAAUGUUCAAAUUUCGGGAUGGAGCUCUAGAAAACUGACGUGGCCUGGGAAAGAAGUAUGCCUUGUCCUUUUUUGAAUGUAUAAGUUUUUUGAGUGAUUGGAACGGCAUACACGUACCACGAAGGCUUUAUUGCGAUUUUGCAAGGAAAGCGAACUGGUUAUAACAAUAAAAACUACUCGUAUU
Messenger RNA from Paramacrobiotus metropolitanus, 2027 nucleotides. RefSeq names its product notchless protein homolog 1-like. Gene Ontology annotation, molecular function: protein binding. Lineage: Eukaryota; Metazoa; Tardigrada; Eutardigrada; Parachela; Macrobiotidae. Gene Ontology annotation, cellular component: nucleolus. The transcript is spliced from 10 exons. Bases 363 to 1838 code for a protein of 491 amino acids. The record is from RefSeq and is a predicted model, not a curated record. Gene Ontology annotation, biological process: Notch signaling pathway; ribosomal large subunit assembly.